AUGUGGAAGAGUGUGUGCAAACCCCUUUUAACUAAUAGACUGACUACAAUACAUCCCAAAAUGAAGAGGCAGAUGACCUUGAAUAACUUCUUCACAUCCGUGAAGAAGAGCGAUACAAAUACUCCAGCAUCGACAACACCAAAGAAAAUGGAGAAGGACGAGUCGCCGCAAAUUCCUGCCACAAAGACCGCAGAGGAGAAACACGAGAAUAUGGAUGUGGAUACGGAUCCAGUUAUCUCCUCCUCAGAAGUCUCUGCGAAGAGAAACUCGCCCCUGACUUCCCCAUCACCAACCCCAGUAGUCAGCAAGAAGAUCAAAAUACAGGACGAAAACAACGACACGAAAGAGUUUUACUCUACUGUCCCCUACGCGGAUCUGUGUAAUCUGUUCCAAGAAAUCGAAGGGAUCUCUUCAAGACUAGCAAUCAUCAAAUUGUGCUCUAGUUUCCUGAUCUCUGUUAUGAAACUAGACCCGCGGAAUUUGAUCCCAAUGACGUACCUAUUCAUUAACAAGCUAGGUCCAGAUUAUAUGCCAGGGUUAGAGCUUGGGUUGGGUGAAAACUUGCUGAUCAAGACAAUCGCGGAAUCGUGUGGACGGUCUUUACAGCAGAUAAAAACAAAAUAUCACGAGAUUGGAGACUUGGGCCAGAUUGCAUUGGAGGCGAGAAAAGUUCAACCCACUAUGUUCAAACCGAAACCGUUGACCGUUGGAGAGGUGUUCCAAAAUCUAAAGAGCAUCGCCUCAAGUCAGGGGAAAGACUCUCAAACCAAAAAGAUAAAACUUAUUAAGAGGAUGCUUACUUCAUGUCAAGGUGUCGAAGCAAAGUUUCUCAUAAGAUCGUUGGAAUCAAAAUUAAGGAUCGGGCUUGCAGAGAAAACUGUUUUGAUUUCACUCUCGAAAGCAUUGUUAGUUUAUGAAUAUGGUGAAUCCGAUAAAGAUAUAGAUAUGGAGACUGUUGAAAAUGCUGAGCAAAAAAUCAGAGAUGCAUUCUGUCAGGUACCGAAUUACGAAGUCGUCAUCGAUUCAUGCCUUAAGCACGGUAUCAUGAACCUGGACCAACAUUGUAGUCUAAGACCUGCCAUUCCUUUGAAACCGAUGUUGGCAAAACCAACUAAAUCUAUCAGUGAGAUUUUUGACAGGUUCCAAGACCAGAAAUUUACCUGUGAAUACAAAUAUGACGGUGAAAGAGCUCAAGUACAUCUUUUGGAGGAUGGAACUAUGAGGAUAUACUCGCGUAACGGUGAGAAUAUGACUGAGCGGUACCCUGAAAUCCACAUACGUGACUUUGUGACGGAUCUGUCACAUACGAAGUCUUUGAUUCUGGAUUGUGAAGCAGUCGCCUGGGAUAAGGAACAAAAUAAGAUCUUACCGUUUCAAGUGCUGAGCACAAGAAAGAGGAAAGACGUUGAUAUCAACGAGAUUAAAGUUCGUGUCUGUCUCUUUGCAUUUGAUAUCCUGCUACAUAACGAUGAAAAACUGAUAAAUAAGUCGUUACAGGAAAGACGCGAUAUCCUUCACAGCAUCACAAAAGAGGUAACCGGUGAGUUUCAGUUUGCAACCGAGAUGACAACCACAAAUUUAGAGGAGCUGCAGAGCUUUUUGGAUCAAUCAGUGAAAAACUCUUGUGAGGGAUUGAUGGUCAAGAUGUUGGAAGGAGAGGAAUCCCACUACGAACCAAGCAAACGGUCCCGUAACUGGUUGAAAUUGAAGAAAGAUUAUCUCGCUGGUGUUGGAGACUCUUUAGAUCUUUGCGUAUUGGGGGCAUAUUUUGGUCGCGGUAAACGUACCGGUAACUACGGUGGGUUCUUACUUGGAUGUUACAACCAGGAUACUGGCGAAUUUGAAACUGCGUGUAAAAUUGGGACUGGAUUUUCAGACGAAGUGCUUCAACAAUUACACGAAAGAUUGAAGAGUACGGUCAUCGAUUUGCCUAAGGCAACGUAUGUUUUCGAUCCCAGUGCCGAGCCAGAUGUCUGGUUUGAGCCAACAUUAUUGUUUGAAGUUUUAACCGCCGACUUGUCGUUAUCUCCAGUUUACAAAGCUGGUAGUUCUACUUAUGAUAAGGGCGUCUCAUUGAGAUUUCCUCGUUUCCUGAGAUUAAGAGAAGAUAAGGGCGUUGAAGAUGCAACGUCUUCGGAACAAAUUGUGGAAAUGUACGAGAAUCAGGCAAAUUUGCAACAAUAA
This is a messenger RNA of Huiozyma naganishii CBS 8797, 2184 nucleotides long. It is a transcript of the gene CDC9, whose product is annotated as DNA ligase (ATP) CDC9. Lineage: Eukaryota; Fungi; Ascomycota; Saccharomycetes; Saccharomycetales; Saccharomycetaceae. Gene Ontology annotation, molecular function: DNA binding; ATP binding; DNA ligase (ATP) activity. The coding region runs from base 1 to 2184 and encodes 727 amino acids. Gene Ontology annotation, cellular component: nucleus; mitochondrion. The transcript has a single exon. Gene Ontology annotation, biological process: Okazaki fragment processing involved in mitotic DNA replication; DNA biosynthetic process; DNA recombination. The record is from RefSeq and is a predicted model, not a curated record.